AUGAGUACAGAUGAUCAAUACCCUAGUGAUGAUGAUUAUAAAGUGGAAGAGAUGAAGGAAUACUUGGGCAAUACUCAAGAAACAUAUAAAGAUAAUGGUGGUUUUCAAGAAAAAGAUGAAGAAGAUGAUGAAGAGGAGGAAAAAGAUGAAGAGGAAGAGGAGGAGGAUGAAUAUGAUGGAAUAGAUCUACAACUGCAACAACAAGAAGGUGAUGACAAUGAUCAACAAGAAGAGAAUAAACAACAAGCGAAACCACAACAACAACAUCAACAUCAACAACAACACCAACAACAUCAACAACAACAUCAACAUCAACAACAACAUCAACAACAACAACAACAAGAAAUUGGAUUAGUCUCUGGUCCAUUAACAUUUCUAUGUAGAGAACAUGAAACUAUUAUCUAUGGUCCUAAAAAGAUGCAUGUUAUACCAAAUUCAUAUUAUUGUGUAAUUGAAAACCCAGUAAUUAUUGAUAACAAGACAAACAAGGCAGAGUUGGAUAAACACGGUCAAGCAAAGUUAAAGCAUGGACAAAAAGAGAUUCGAUUCGAACAAGAGGAACCAUUCCCAUUGUACCCCGGUGAAAAGAUGAGUGGAGAUAUUCGUGCGUUGCAAGUGGUACUCAACAAUGAAGCGUUUCGUAUUAGAGCAUUGGUUGACUUUACCGACCCGGUCACAUCGGUCAAGCGCAAGUCGGGUGACGAGUAUUUGGUGAUUGGACCUGCUACGUACCGUCCACUCGUCGAAGAAGAAGUGGUUGACAAACGUGCAGCCAUCAUUUUAAAGGCACAUCAAGCACUCAAGCUACGUGCCCGUAUCGACUUUGUCGACCGUGACCUAAAAGAGAGAAAGUCUGGUGAAGAAUGGUUGCUCACUGAAGAGGGUACCUAUAUUCUCAACCCAUACGAAGAGUUGCUUCAAACCAUCAACGCUACAGUACUCGAUGAACACCAAGCAUUGAUUGUACAGGCAAACAAGGCAUUUACAAGUGAUGCAGACGGAGGUGUCGAACGUAAAAAAGGUGAAAAGUGGUUGUUGACUCGUGAUGAUACGCCACUCUACAUUCCACCACCACAAGUUGACGUGGUGAUGAUCGUAGCAUUGACAGUCUUGACCAACAAGGAAUACUGUAUAUUGGAGAAUCCAAUUGACCCAGAAACCAACACUAACCUAUUAGGUGAAUUGAAGCUGAUUCGUGGUCCAACUCAAUUCUUUAUCAAACCAGGUGAAGUGAUUAAAUCAAUUGAAGUGGUACGUGUCCUUUCACCAGAAGAUUCUAUUCAAGUAUGUGCCAAAGAAUCAUUUGACGAAACUGUCAAUACCAACGGUACCAUCAAAACCAUUCAUCGAAAGUGUGGUACCAAAUGGUAUGUCUAUGGUCCAACCGAAUAUAUUCCUCCACUUCAAGUAACCGAAAUUAGACGUCAACGUGCAAUCAUUCGUUUCGAAGAUUUAAAUGUUUAUAUUUUUAAAUCUCAAUUAAUCCCAAUCAUCUUAUUAUUAUUUAUUAUUUUAUUUUUUAAAUUCUUUAUCUUUUAA
Molecule: messenger RNA, 1539 nt
Organism: Cavenderia fasciculata
Lineage: Eukaryota; Evosea; Eumycetozoa; Acytosteliales; Cavenderiaceae
Exons: 5
Coding region: 1-1539 (512 amino acids)
Cellular component (GO): nucleus; cytoplasm
Source: RefSeq, a predicted model, not a curated record